Molecule: messenger RNA, 1870 nt
Organism: Oryza sativa Japonica Group (Japanese rice)
Lineage: Eukaryota; Viridiplantae; Streptophyta; Magnoliopsida; Poales; Poaceae
Molecular function (GO): protein binding
Source: RefSeq, a predicted model, not a curated record
CUGUCCGGGCCGAUUGCGAGUAGGAGUUAACGCGUACGUUCGCGUAUUAGGUAUUUCGCCUAGGAAAGGCCACACGAGAAGCCAGAACACCUGACAAAUUUGUAAAAAAAGAAAUGCUGGGCUAAUUUUUGGUACUAGUUUAUUAGUGUGAAAUUACAUCUUCGUCACCCAACCCUAGCCGUCAAUCCCUAUCUCCAUUUGGAUCUCUCCCUCUCGACUCCAUGUUGCCGCCGCCGCCGCUGCGUUCCGUUGCGGCAAGCGGCGACGGGUGGCUCUCCCUCUCCGUCUCCACGGAGUCCACGGGGUCAGGAGAGAGCAACAAGCGCCUCAAGCGAGGCGGCGGCGGCGGAUCGGUCGAGGACGAUGGGUUCCCCCUCCACGACGAGGUCCUCCUCCUCGUGUUUGCGGCUAGCUCGCUGGAUCUUCACGACCUCGUCCGGUGCACCGCCACUUGCAGGCGGUGGCGCCGCCUCGUCACCGGCAACGCGGAGUACAUCUGCCGCUCCAUGCUGCCCUCCAGCCGCCUCAUCCGCGACCUCGCCGUCGGCUUCUUCCACCAGAGCCACGAGGACGAAUCGUCUUCCUCUGUCGUGCCGCCUCGGUUCGUCCCGUUGCCCUCGGCCUCCUCCAGGUUCGGCGGCGGCGAGCUUGACAGGGUGCUCGACAACCCCGGCCUCUUCAAGAACUCCCGCCUCGUCGCAUCACGGAAAGGCCGCCUCGUCGUCGAGCUCCGCCGCGCCUCCCGUGCCGCCGCCCUUAGGCUCGUCGUGUGCAACCCCAUGACCGGUGACAUGUCCGUCCUCCCCGUCCUCUCCGGGAAGGACAGGCCCGGGCUCUACGCGUGCGCGCUGCUCACCGCCGACGACCUUCAGGACUCCGCCGAUCCGCUCCCACCGGGUCCCGCCGCCUUCCGCCUGGUGGUCCUCUACAAGCGCCGCAGCUUCACGGCGUGCCGGUCCUACUCGUCGGACACCAAUGCCUGGAGCACCGAGCGCAAGCUAUCCGGCGUCAAGAUCGGCGGGAAGCGCCUGGGCGACAUGGCCGCCGGUGUGACCUUCCGCGGCCGCGUGUUCUGGCUGGUGAACAGCGUGGUGUUCGUCCUCCACUUGGACACGCUGGUGGCGACCACCGAGAACAUCUCAUGGCAUUGGAGGUGGAACGGCAAGCCAUGCUUCUGCCUCGGUGACCCGGUGCCAAACCGCCGUCUCGCCGUCUCGCCGGACGGACGUCUCUGCGUGGUGCAGGUGGGUCGAAACUUGAGGACCUACAACCCGGUGAUCAACGUCUUCGCUCGCCAUGACAGUGGCGGCUGCAAUGGGAGCACGGCGCAGAAGAUCAGGUGGAAGGUGGAGGAGGCGCACGACGUGGAGCUGAGCCACCUGAUUCCAUUGGCGAACGUGAAGAGGGUUUGUCUGAGGGGCGUCUGCGAGAAGAGCGGGCUCAUCUUCCUCGCCAUCGGCGCAGACAUGUACGCCAAGAAACCGGACCUGGCGCUGUACGCGCUGGACAUGGAGAAGAAGGAGGCGAGGCUGGUGCCGGCGCCCCCGGGCCGCUGCUGCGUUCGCCGGUCGUCGUGGAGCUUCUUCGGGUACGAGUUGGACCGUGUGGACUACCUCGCCUCCCUCGCCGGUGGCGAUUCCACCGCUAGAUGAUGGAACAAGCAUCCAUCUCUGCACUGAGGUAAGGAGAAGAAAUUUGGGUCAGAUUUUACUGUUGUCACCUGCUGAAGACAGCACUGUAGCUCGUCGGAAAAAACCAAAUCAGGCAUUAUGAAACAUAUUUUCAUACAUCUUAAUUACAUCAUAUUGUUAUAGUUUAAUCAGUUUAUAACAUAUGGACAUUAUAUAUAAUCAGUAGAAUUUUGUCAUAA